Seriola dumerili (greater amberjack) is the source of this 2593-nucleotide messenger RNA. It is a transcript of the gene cirsr, whose product is annotated as corepressor interacting with RBPJ, 1. Gene Ontology annotation, biological process: negative regulation of DNA-templated transcription. Bases 89 to 1468 code for a protein of 459 amino acids. Gene Ontology annotation, molecular function: transcription corepressor activity. The record is from RefSeq and is a predicted model, not a curated record. Gene Ontology annotation, cellular component: nucleus. The transcript has 10 exons. Lineage: Eukaryota; Metazoa; Chordata; Actinopteri; Carangiformes; Carangidae.
UACAAGCGGGGGAAUCUGCGCCAACGGCAACGCUAGCUAAAUUUUAACACUACGUUUUCAAUUUAGAUAACCAUAUAGGCCGUCAGCCAUGGGGAAGUCGUUUGCAAAUUUCAUGUGCAAGAAAGAUUUUCACCCUGCGUCGAAGUCAAACAUCAAAAAGGUAUGGAUUGCAGAGCAGAAACUGAGUUUUGAGAAGAAAAAGCAAGAAGAUCUAAUGCAGGCAUACCUGAAAGAGCAGGACACUUACAACAACAGGUUGUUGAUGGGAGAUGAUCGUGUUAAAAAUGGCCUCAAUUUCAUGUACGAGGCUCCACCCGGAGCAUCCAAAGAGGAAAAGAAAGAGGAUGGGGAAGAAGAGUACAAAUUUGAGUGGCAGAAGGUGGCUCCUCGUGAGAAGUAUGCAAAAGAUGACAUGAAUAUUAGGGAUCAGCCGUUUGGAAUCCAGGUGCGCAACGUGAGAUGCAUCAAAUGUCACAAAUGGGGCCAUGUGAACACAGACAGAGAGUGUCCUCUCUAUGGUCUGUCGGGUAUCAAUGCCAGCUCUGUGGCCUCAGAGGAGGCAGCAGGUCCGUCGAUGCACCCCUCAGAGUUAAUGGCGGAGAUGCGAAACAGUGGGUUUGCCCUGAAAAAAUGUGUCCUUGGUAGGAAUUCUACUGUUUGUGAUCCAUCGCAGGAAUAUGUUGCGAGCGAUGAAGAAGAAGAUCCUGAGGUGGAAUUUCUGAAGUCAUUAUCGACCAAGGAAAAACAGAAGCUCCUCAGAAAAUUAGAUCGCCAGGAGAAGAAGGCGGCCAAGAAAAAGAAGAGCAAAAAGCAGAAGAAGAAAAGCAAAAGAAAACACACAAAAAAGCAUGAAAGUAGUGGCAGCUCCAGUGACUCCUCUAGUAGCAGCAGCAGUGAUAGUGACUCAGAUUCAGACAGUCAUGGCAAGUUCAAGAGCCAAAAGAGAAAGAAGAACAAGAAAAAAGAUUCCUGUCGGGAUAACAGCUCCAAGAGCGAGCGUCGAGUCAAGAGUCAGAGAAAGGCCUCUUCUCACAGGAGCAGGUCACCGAGCCCUCACACAGGACAGAGGCGGCCUGAAGAGGAGCCCCGAGAUUAUAGACAAACACGGACAGAGAGGGGAAGGAGCAGGAGUCAAAAUCGCUGCCCGGAGAACAAGAUCAAGUCGGAGGGAGGUCAAGAGAGAAAGAGACACAACAGCAGGGACAGGCAGAGACCUAGCAGCUCCAAGUCUGGUUUGGACAGAAGUAGGAGCCGUGAGAGAGGCAGGGAGGACAGAGGUAAAGACAGGCGUCGCAGUGGAGAUGGUGAGAGGAACAGAAGUAGCACAGAUGGAAGAAAAGGCAGAACAGCAGAUGGGAGGAGCAGAAGCAGGGAAAGGGGGAAAGAAAGGGAGGGCAGAGGGAGAAGUAGGAGUAGGAGCAGGGAGAGAAGAGAGAGAAGUCAAGACAGAGGUAAAAGACAGCGCUGAUUUUUUUUUUUAAGACUUUCUUUGCUCUCAUACAGUAACUAUGAACAACAUGUGAAAAGGCUUUGAAUUUGUAAUUUUUUUUUUGCCAUUACUGUUAAGUAGUUCUCUCGGUAAUCACACAGAGUUCCUCUAUUUAAAAUUCAAAUCGCAAAUAUUGUGUAUAUGUCUCCUUUUCUUCCAGUAGAGGGAAGCAGUGGACAGAAAAUCUCUAGAUGCAGCUCAUUGCACUCUUUGGUAGUCUUGUACUGUAUGAAAGGGUCUAAAUUAAUUGAUUACCAUUGGAGGCAAUUUGCAGCUAUGAUCUGUUGAUGGGAAAAUGUUGGACUCAUUUUCAUGGUCAGUUGGCUGCUACAAAGACUAUUUCUGUUGCUGCAGUUUUUUAUCCUCCUUUCGUUAUUGUGUCUUUUUGGGGAGAAAUAUCGACAUUGUAAACUGUAAUGCUUAUCGGCUGUUGACGCCUGCAAAUUCACGACUUUUAUUCUCUGAUUAAAUGUUUAAUCCUCUCAGUUUAAUGCGUUUAUUUGCCGUGGAUGAAAUGAACGUCAACGUCAUAGAUGAGAUGGAAAAUGAAGAUGUGGAUUUUUUCAGUUGAGUGAUUGGUGUAUCCCCUCUAAAUUGUCUUUAAGAUGUGGACAACUGAUGGCAAAUUAUUACACUUUAGCGCAAAAUAUAUAUAUAUAUUUUUUAAUGUUUCUAAAAAAUACCGGCCGGUUUCCCUGAAUGAUAUGACAUAAUGUGCGUUAUCCCUAAAGCUGUGACACCUGGAUUUUUUGCUGGCGUCAAACUCAAACAAAAUAAAUAUGUCCAAAUAUUUUUGUCCAAACAUCCACCGUAAAUACAGAAUAUAUUAGAAAGGAAGCAAAAGCUAGCAUUGAAAGCUUGGAGAUGAAGUAAUGCUGCACUAUGUUUUUUUUGUUUGUUUGUUUGUUUUUUUUUAAAUUAAUGCUGACCAGUACUAUUUUAUAUUUUGAUAUGGAUAAAUCGUCUAGAAUUUAUGUAUAUAUUUUUAUAUAUAUAUUACAUGUUAUUACAUUCUUCCUGUUAUUUACAGUUUAAGGCCUAAUAUGGGAAUAUACCUAAUUUGACACGUUCAGUCUCCAAAAUUCGAAGAACAGUUUUGAUUAA